Solanum stenotomum is the source of this 1282-nucleotide messenger RNA. RefSeq lists its product as uncharacterized. NCBI's taxonomy places the organism in Eukaryota, Viridiplantae, Streptophyta, Magnoliopsida, Solanales, Solanaceae. Bases 238 to 936 code for a protein of 232 amino acids. The record is from RefSeq and is a predicted model, not a curated record. The transcript has 7 exons.
UAAUCUCUUCCUUACUAGUAAACUUGGAGAGACCAAAAGCUUUGUUCAGAUGGCUCCGUCCCCUUCAAUCCCCAAUCUGCAAGAGACUCGGCAUAAGCGUGUGACAGUACAUAACAGUCAUGGUGAGAAACUGGUGGGCGUGCUACAUGGAACAAAUUCCCUGGAGCUUGUAGUUAUCUGCCAUGGUUUCAAAUCAUCGAAGGUUUGUCACAAUAAUUUGAACACGAUCGGAUCCCCAUGGUGAAUCUUGCUGCUGCUUUUGAGAAAGAAGGAAUCAGUGCCUUCCGCUUUGACUUUGCAGGAAAUGGUGAAAGCGAAGGUUCCUUUCAGUAUGGUAACUACCGCAGAGAAGCUGAUGAUCUUCGUGCCAUAGUUGAGCACUUCCAUAAGGAGAAGUGUUUCAUAGCAGCAAUAGUUGGUCAUAGCAAAGGAGGAAAUGCUGUGCUCUUGUAUGCUUCAAACUAUAAGGAUGUACAAACUGUCAUCAAUAUUUCUGGGCGCUUCAAUCUUGAGAGAGGGAUAGAGGAUCGCUUGGGCAGAGACUUCAAAGAAAAGAUAAAGCAUAAUGGUUUUAUUGAUGUUAGAAAUAGAAAAGGAAGGUUCGAGUAUCGUGUCACUGAGGAAAGGUUGAUGGACCGUCUAACAACUGAUACUCGUGGAUCAUGUCAAAGUAUCCCCAAUAGCUGCAGGGUGUUGACAGUCCAUGGUUCAAUGGACGAAAUGGUGCCAGUUGAAGAUGCUAUGGAAUUUGCCAAGAAUGUGCCAAAUCAUAAAUUACAAAUUAUUGAAGGAGCUGAUCAUGAAUUCACUUUGCAUCAAGAUGAGUUGUCUUCAGUUGUGGUGGCUUUUGUGAAAGCAGGUUUAGGUGGAAACUACAUGGCUAUGCCAUCUCAGUCAUGCAAAAGAACAAGUGGAUAUAUACCUUCACGAUUUUGAUCCAGUAUCCUUGUGUUGUGUACAAGUUAAUUAUUUACCAACAACAUGAAGCAGACACCAAAACAGCUUGUAACUUUGUAAAUGAGCAUAGCCACUGUUGUAAUCUCACUGCUAAUUAAGUAUUUGAAGGACCAAAUGCCAAAACUCGGGGCAUCACAUGAAACUUAUAGGUACUGCAGAAGAUGGGGAAGAAAACAAGAAAAGGAUAUUAUGGUAGUAAUGGCGGUUGUUUUCUUCCCUAUUUUUGCUGGGAAGAACCAUCUUUCAACAUUCUUUUAACUUCUGUACAAUUUUAUAUCAAACAUGAUGAACAUUGAUUUAUACAAGUAGUGAAAUGUUGAAAUUG